AUGAAUACUUCUGACAUACGAGGUAAAGAGAGAAAGAGCAGGAGAACACAUAAAAAUUCCAGGGAUGGGUGUCCCAAUUGCAAGCAGAAGAGAAUAAAAUGUUCGGAGGAGUUGCCAGCAUGUCACAUUUGUAUAAAGAAAAACUACCGUUGCGGAUACCUUGACUAUAGUGAAGACAAGUUGGAGAAGUUGCGCAAAAAGAACCGAGACAAACAGCAUUCACAUAUCACAACCCGUGAUGUGAACAAUUCCGGACAGCCUCAUUUAUACAACCAUACCCAAGCCAACAACACUGACCAAGCGAGUGGUAACCUCAACUUCCAUUACACUGUUUCUCAAGGAGUUGCUAUUACUCAGGAUCGACCGCCUCACGAGUUCACUCAUUCAAGCGAAAACCAGGCGCCAAGUCAGCAACUUGCACACCCCCCACAACCCACGGUGUUUACCAACGAUGGACCAGCGAGGAUUGAGCCACCACAAGGCUUCAACUCCGAUGCAAUGAGCGGAAGCUUUUCCCAGACCUACCCACUCAACCAGGCCCCCCUUAUGAACCAAAACACAUCGGAGAUUGUGCACGGCGACAAUCUUGUCGUGAUAUCCCCAUUCACCGGUCAAAACAUGUCGAUAGAUUCGUCCCCGUACUCAGAUACACCAAACAAUGUGGACCAACUAUUUUCAAGUUAUUUUCCAACUUUUAUUCCCAACCAAUCUAUAAAUUCAACAACUCCACCAAAUAUCUUUGAAAAUGCUGUGGAGAAAGACUAUAACCACUUCAACAAUGCUCCACUCGGGAAUGAAGAUUUGAAUUUGGUGGUGUUCACUGAUUCAAUAAGAAAAUUAUCCCAUUUUGCACCACCAGAACUAUACGUGGCUCCUGAAUUCACGGAAGUGACCAAUUCCAACAUAGACCAAAACAGUGAAGAAGCCUCACAAAAGCAAUGGGACGAUGUUGGUAUAACAACAAGCCAUUUGGAGCGGGCGCAAGAUGAUAUAAAGCCCCGAAUGAUACAUUCACGUCGUAGCGGGGAAAACGGCGAUGAAGACGGUGGGGGCAACAGUGGAUACCUCGAAAGUAGUGCCAUGUGGCUGUCAGAUGAACCAUUGCCAAAUGCAAAGAGAUCUAGCAUUGUGUUCAAAGUAUUGAAACACCCAGAUCGUAUAAAAAGGUUAUUUACAACAACAGCAAACAAAUUUCGACCUGAACCAAACCAGUACUCGUUGCUGCUACGUCAUCCUGACUGGACUAGAAAGAAUAACAACGACUUGUGGACUAUUACACUCGGUGAGGCACUUUCUUCGAACCAAGCAUUCUGUUUAUUUUUUAUCGAUCGUGGGCUUUGCGUUAUCUUGAGAGUGUGUGACAAAUCGGUGAAAUCGAGCAGCAGUGUCUCCUGUUUUACUCCAGAAAUACAGCGAAUUUUGACAAGAAAGUCGUAUGCCUAUUUCGGACGUAUAAUCAAAAAUUUGAGGGAGUCUGUCAAUGAGGUUGAUAUUCAGACCACAACAAUUGGAUCGUGGUACGCAGGAUGGUCUCUGGUUCUUCAAAAACGAGCCAGUGUUAAGUCAACAACUCUAUUUUAUGGUGGCUCCGCAUCACUCUUGUGGAGUUGUUUAAGUGAAUGUAAAGACUUCAACGACCUUGACCCACGAUUGAGAUUCAUAACGUAUGCUGUUAAAAAUCAUACAUCUUGUGCAGUUAUUCCUGACUACAACAUAAGCGUGAUUUCAAACAUACAGGAGACAUUUUUGACGAUGAAAAAGUUUAUAAACUACAACACAGACUUGACAAGCCCCAAUAAUGGAUACAUUCUCAAGUACUUUGUCGAGUUGGAAAAGUUCCUAGACUAUUUACUCGAAGAUUUGCAUCCACGUUUCGUCUACAUAGAUCAAUUUUACAAGGGGAAAUACAAGGUUGGCAACAAGGAUGAGCUUGGUAUACGGUAUUUUUCGCCAUCUUUAUUCCAUGAGCUCAUAAAUCGUUGGCUCAGAAUUAUACCCAGUCAUGCCCGCUCCAUCGGAAGAGAAAUGUCGCCUCUCAAGCGCACGUUCUAUCUUUUCUACAUUGCCAUUGCUAAAUCUUUAGCAAACGUGUUUCCCAUCAUUCGGAGUGCCUUUUUGGUCGACACAUGGGAUGCGUUAUAUCCACAAACUGAUUUUGACUACAGCCUUUUUCAAAUCCAAAGAGAUAGAGUGUCUGACGAGGCUCAGUACAACUUUUUAUCCAACUGCACCUCCAAACUAUUGCGGAUAAUAAAGUUUUUCAACACAAGGCAACAAAUAAUUGCUCACGUAUUGUCAGCGGACACAGUACUUACAUCUGGAAAGUGCUUCAUUGAAUCUGUACAGUCAGAGCAUGAUGAAAGUAGGGAACCAAUGCAAGAUAUAGCCGUCAUGACCCCGGAGAAAAGGGAAUUCGGAGAAGUUAUGUUGAAAAACUUUACCAUAAAUACAAUCUUGAAUAUUUCGAAUUACCCGAAAUUGGUGGAGUUUGGCAGUAACCUGCCCAAGGGCUCUGACUUGCGAAAAAUGGUGGAACGUGAGAAUCAUAGACAGAAAGUACGCAUUGAGGAGUACAGGGCAAAAUACAGGAACGCUAGUGGCACGUUUGAAGACAAUAAGGACCACAAAACUAAUGUGAACCAUGCAUACGACUUUGAUUUUGAUAAAGGCAUGUUUCUGUUUGAUUAUGCUGUAGAGCCUAUACUUACACAUUAUUUCAAAGAAAUCGAAAGGGUAUCACGAAAAGACAAUGUGUCGAUAGAGGAGCUAGAAGGACAAAUAUCAAAUUUUGAAUUAUCUUUCAAGAACAUGUUCCAUAGCAUUGAACUUGGUGCCAAUAAUUAA
This is a messenger RNA of Lodderomyces theae, 2844 nucleotides long. RefSeq lists its product as uncharacterized. The coding region runs from base 1 to 2844 and encodes 947 amino acids. Gene Ontology annotation, molecular function: zinc ion binding; DNA-binding transcription factor activity, RNA polymerase II-specific. The transcript has 2 exons. The record is from RefSeq and is a predicted model, not a curated record. Lineage: Eukaryota; Fungi; Ascomycota; Pichiomycetes; Serinales; Debaryomycetaceae. Gene Ontology annotation, biological process: regulation of transcription by RNA polymerase II.